GCUUUGAGCAACAGAGGUUCUGUUCCCCUCUAGUCACCGACUACUUCUUUAUCUGAUUAACAGGCGCCUCAGACAAGGCAGAAGUAUUAUCCCAGUAUGCUCUCUACAUCUAGCCGCGCCGUUCUGGGCGCUCUCCGCGCGCGAUCAAUUACAGUUCCAUGCCUCUUAAGAGCUCAACAGCUUGCAUUGCUGUCCACCUCUCCAGUCAAAUCAGCGACGGCACUCGAGCGUCAGGCGCAGUCCGGGCAGCCUUUGACUGCAUCUGGGAAGGUGCGAAAGGAGGUGCCCUUGCCGAGUCAGGAAAAGAAAGAGGGUGCAAUGCAAUAUGUCCUUACCACACUUGACCAGGUCGCCAAUUGGGCCCGCCAAAGCUCCUUGUGGCCGAUGACCUUCGGUCUCGCCUGUUGUGCUGUCGAGAUGAUGCAUCUGUCGACACCUAGAUACGACCAAGAUCGCCUGGGAAUUAUUUUUAGAGCUUCACCUCGCCAGUCAGAUGUGAUGAUCGUGGCUGGUACAUUGACCAACAAAAUGGCACCAGCGCUUCGACAAGUUUACGAUCAGAUGCCUGAUCCACGCUGGGUCAUCAGCAUGGGAAGUUGUGCGAAUGGUGGCGGCUACUAUCAUUACAGCUACUCGGUCGUACGAGGAUGUGAUAGGAUUGUUCCUGUCGAUGUUUAUGUCCCUGGAUGCCCACCCACAUCCGAGGCAUUGAUGUAUGGAAUAUUCCAGCUCCAGAAGAAGAUGAGACAUACAAGAAUCACACGCAUGUGGUACCGCCGUUAAUAUUGUUCUCGAGGAAUGGGUGGAUAUCGUUAAACCUUGGAAAAUAUUGACUAUGGCAUUGUAUUCUUACGUACUUAGGAGACAUACCAGCGCAUACAACGAGUCAAGUGACCUUUUGACUGAUAUGUCUUCGGUGCUCGGAUUUCAAUUUACCAGAUAAUACGGGCUUAUCAUUUGCUAUCUCUCUUUCUGACAAAGGUGCCACCAACCAUUGAACGUAAAUGGUUCAAGCAGUCUGGUGCCCUAGCAUUCAAGUACCUGUUCGUCUUUGUUGUGAGUCUGAGAUCGCUUGAGGCAACCGCUUAGCCGUUGACCAUUACACCGCCAUUGGGGUGCAGGCUUUGUCCCGAAAUGUAGCUACUGUCAUGACUUGCAAGGAAAACAAAGCAUGUUGCAACCUCGCUAGGUUGGCCCGGGCGACCCAUGGGCACGGAGCUAAAUUGUUCCAUUGCAGAAGUAUCCAUGGUGGAUGGGAUCAAGGGAGUCCAGA
Messenger RNA from Aspergillus novofumigatus IBT 16806, 1273 nucleotides. Its product is annotated as NuoB/complex I 20 kDa subunit family protein. Gene Ontology annotation, biological process: electron transport coupled proton transport; mitochondrial respiratory chain complex I assembly; aerobic respiration. The record is from RefSeq and is a predicted model, not a curated record. The transcript is spliced from 4 exons. Bases 97 to 783 code for a protein of 228 amino acids. NCBI's taxonomy places the organism in Eukaryota, Fungi, Ascomycota, Eurotiomycetes, Eurotiales, Aspergillaceae. Gene Ontology annotation, molecular function: 4 iron, 4 sulfur cluster binding; quinone binding; NADH dehydrogenase (ubiquinone) activity.